Petromyzon marinus (sea lamprey) is the source of this 1690-nucleotide messenger RNA. RefSeq lists its product as uncharacterized. The record is from RefSeq and is a predicted model, not a curated record. NCBI's taxonomy places the organism in Eukaryota, Metazoa, Chordata, Hyperoartia, Petromyzontiformes, Petromyzontidae.
UAUGAAAUCAACGAGCGGAUGUAAUGUGUAGAAACAUAUUAAGGGAUUAAUGAAUAUAAAAGCACACGGGUUUACUUUUGGCCUUCUUUAAGUCUUUCCCUUCGUGACAAGUAAACGCCACGAUAUGUGUGUAUAUAUCAAAUGUACCCAUUUGUCAAUCACGUAAGUUCAGCUGAAGAAGUACCUUUGUAAAAGUAAUUUAGAAUGAAUGAGCAUAUUCACAUGUAUCCAUCGCACGAUAGACCGGUAUCUCCAUUACUGUUUAUUUUACCAAGCCGCUGGUGAAACAUUUCCUAACCACGUCCUCGCGUACGAAGGGGAAUUCCCUCCACUCACCGCGACUCAGCGCACGCGUAUAUUGGCUCGCAAAGCAUCGGCGUGAAGUGUGGAUUUUUUUUAAAUAUAUAUACUUUUUUAUAUAUAUACCGUUUUCGCCACAUCGCCUUUCGUUGGGUGUUACGUGCGGGCUUCAGACUUCACCUCGAGGAAAGUCCCUCGGCACAGUCGCAAGUGCAAAGCCCCAAUGGCAUCUCUUGAAGUCGUCACCACCCCAAGACCUCAGCAACCCGCCCCACAUGUUGCCCUGUAUAUAAGGCGCGCUGCAAAAGAGGUGAGCCGUGAUUAUUUCUGCUCGGCCGAAGACUGAACAUGGAUUUGCUCCUGACGGUCUGCUUGUUUCUCCAACUUCUCCACGGCACAUUUGCCAGUAAACACGUGUGGUGCUACGGCAAAGUUCAUGAAACCGAUGGUGCCAAGUCCUGUUGCGGAACGAAGUUGUACUCCACGGAGAGUGACAUAUGCUGCAAUGACAGGAUCUACAACAAAGAGGAGUACGGUUGCAACGACGGCGAGCUGUGCAGCAGAUCCGCAUCGGAUGACCUGUCUGAAUGUCCUGUGGAAAUCCCAGCAGGCGACGGCAUUCAGCCACUCCACGCCUUCUCUUCCAAGCGCUACAAAUUCGCCACUAUCGGGACUCUGCGACCCCCGCUGCCCGGCGAGGAAUGUAACCACGUCCGCUUUGACGCCCACGUGGAGGUUUGGAAGCAGGGACGGAAGGACCACCUCAAGGUGAAGGUGAUGCCGGACGACAAGCCCUGGUCCAUCGUCUUGCCGAAGGAGCGAGGAGGCCCUUGCCCCGAUCCGACUGAAGACCAGACCUACAUCCUGCUCUCGGCAGGGAGGGGCAAGGCCGUCAAUCUGCAGAGUGAACAAGCGGAGAUCUUCACGGCCCACGGCGAUAUGGGCCAUGCGUUCAAAGCCCUGCAUAUCUGGCUGGACGCGAAUCCGAGGAGAAGUCGAAGCUGAACCUCCUCCGAGGGAGCGGCGUUCCCUCGCGCGGGGGUUGAAUCUCGGCGACGCAAUCCGGGUGGCGCAGAGGCGAAGCGGGGGCCAAGUGUGUCCGAAGCACGUUCCUUUUUUGUUUCCUCUUGCCCUUGGCAUUCCAAAACAUCCUUAAUUUAUAUUUUUAUUAUUUUAUUGUUUCCCUUCUACGUGACCUUACCGAAAGAACCAAGAAUAUUAAUCCUUAUUUACAUUGGAAAUGGUUUUUAGGAAGUAGAUGAGGGCAGGAGAGGUGGGGGGGGGUUAAAUUUCGAAAAAAAUUCAAAGAGAGUUUUGAAGGAUUAGUAAGGCCUUUAAAUUAUCAUUAUAAAUCAUAUUUAUUAAUACUGGAGGAAUCCGAUGAGCUAUU